AUGGUUUGUUGGGAACAAAAACCUUGCUGAGAUGUUUAUGAAAGCGUGCAAGGUUUUCGUAUAUAGUCUGUUCAGAUUUUGAAUUUCAAGUAACUAACUGCGUCCCCAUGGCUUAAAUAAUUUUUGUGUCAAUAAUUUAGGGGGCGCGACGAUGAUCCUUUAAUAAUGCAAAAUUUUUUUUUUGAUCUGACAGUUAGAAAAAGAAAUGAAAAAUGAAGCAUUAUUAUAAGAUCAUCGUAGCGCGCGAUAAAAUAUUGACGCGAAAGGUAUUGUAGCCAUAAGAGGCGGAGUUAUCUGCUUAACAUUUAGAAUCUGUUCAGACUAAAGCCCAUUCAGCGUCGGCUUGUUAUGAUUUUUUAGGCUCAAAAGUCCCGUUAUGUUCAAGGCGCACACACCAGGACAAGCCUCUUGUAUCGAAAAAAAAGUGCACUGUAGCUCGGAGAAAGAAAAAAAAGUCGUGACAACCGCGAAAUGGGCUGUAAAUCUCUAGACGCAGAGCCGUGUUCAGGAGAUGACCCUAAAACCUUCAAACAUCCCUGCAAGGAUUUCCGAACCUUUUUGGAGCUAGCAAACUUAUGAUAUACCGUAUUCGAAGCUUGUUUGAUGUGCGCAGCAAAAGAGUUUUUUUUUCUGGUUAGAAAAUUAGCGGAUACAUACGAUUUAGUCGCCGUUUGGCAAUAUCUCAAUAUAAACUUUCUUUCAAACUUUUUUUUUUGUAGCUGAAUUGGCGGAGCCAAGACAUCAGAAGUAGUAUUUCAAAUAAAGAAACCGGGAAUGCCACCCAAUGAACUUAUUUUCAAACGCAUAUGUCAAAGAAGCAAAAAAAAAAUGUGGUUUUUAAGCAAGAGCCGGAGGUUUAUUUACCCCCAGAACCGUUGUUUGCUGCUGUGGUCAAAGCUAAUUUCAAAGAAGGUUUGGCUACUCUUGUCAACUGAUUUUCACGUUCUAUUUGAAGUGAUUCGAUUAUGUGAGGCCGGCGCAGACGUCCAACAGAGGACGAAGAGGGAUGGAGAACGCAUAACGUGUUUGAUGCUGGCUGAUUACUUCUACAGUCCAAUUUUGGUAGAAUUCCACUUGUUCAAUGUUACCAUCGGAGAUAUCUUUCAGAUAAACAUUUUUCACUACCUAGUCAAUAGAGGACUUUCAGUGGACGCCACCACGACAAGUGGUAAUACUACAAUUUCGAAGUUUUUUCCUUGGAAGCUGGAAAAGAUUCCCGAAAGGUUCCACUCAAAGUGGUUAUUUGAGGGUCUAGGAACUUUGAAGAAAAAGCACUUGUAAAUCAGGGUUGCCCGAGAUUGAAAAUAAACAGAAUGGAGAAAAAAAAACCAAAGUUUGGCGUAAAAUGUGAUGAUCCCAAUGCACCAAGAGCAAAGCAAUUCAAAAUUCGACGGAGAAACCGACAUAAAUGGUCGAUAAAAUUCGAAAAACGGUUUUUUUACAACAAAAAAAAUCUGAAAUUGCAAGUUUCGCUUUUUUUUUUAUAAAUUUGAAACUAUUGAUUAGUUUCGAACUUUCAUCUUUUUCUGUUUCUUUUCCAUAGCCCUUUCACGACUGGCUUGAGACAGCAAAUGAGAAUGAGCGGUUUCACUUGCGCGGCGAAAGUAGAUAAUGGCGGCUCUACAUGCGCCUUUAAUAAAAGCCUUAUUUAGUGAAUUAUUUUUGUUUACACUCAUUUUAUUAGUUUUCAGGUUUUUUUCUUUAAAUAGACUAAAGACUAAAUAAAAAAAGAAAUAAGUUAUAAAAUGGGCCUUUUAUGGAAGGCGCAUGGGUAGUCACCGUGAUCUACCUUUGUCCCGCAAGUCGAACCGCCCGUGCGCUGUCCCAAGCAAGCCGUGAACGGGCUAUAUGCUUUUUUUGAUCUUUUCAAGUAUUUCUUUCAUUCACAUAGUUUUUUUUUCCUCGAUCUUCUUUGGAAUUUUCUUUCUUCAUUUUCUAGACAUUUUGUGAAAUUUUUUUCAUCUCGUUUUCAGAAAAUCACUUCUCGUGGCAACCCUGUUGUAAACUGGCAAACCCAAAAAUUAAAACUUCAAUUAUCUGUUUUUUUGGCUUGCUUGAAGUUUUUCUGCAAGUUCGCCAAAUUUUCGUUUCAGGAAAAACGGCGCUUCAUUUCGCUGUAGAGGAUAACAAUAUCACUCAUGUCAAGGCAUUGGCGAAAAGAAAAGCAAAAGUAACCUACGACGAUGAAGGAAACAAUCCCCUUUUCAUGGCUGCUAUAUUCCUACGCGAGGCAACUUCUUUCUUGCAAAAUUUGAAUAAAUUCAUCCAUUUUUCAGUCAACAGUUUACGACUUUUUGGUGGAAUAUGUGGAAGAUCCGAAAAUGAGAAAAGACGCCAUCAUUCUCCGAUCCGCCACUCAGUGUGUGAUGAGAUGGAACCAGACUGCCUUCAAUAAACUCAAAGCAGCGAUACUUAUGGAACCUGCUUUAAAUGUUCAUUCCGAAAAUCGAAAAAAAAGGGAAAUUUGAUGUUUGAAGGAAGAAGACGAGAUUCCGCCCAACGGGGCCUAUCACUGGAUGCGCGAAGCCCGUGAUUUGGAAGGCAUCCAAGAAAUGGAAAAGAAACGGACCACCUGCAUCUACCAAGUCCUUUUUUGUGUGACGUUUGAAAAAAAUAGCAUCACGUGAAUGUAAUUUGUGAUUGAUCUUGGAAAGUUCCAAUUUCAUCUUCUCUUGGCCAGUAGCCCCCGCGGAUGCUACCGCCGAGCCCUCGUAACGCAAUUUUUAGCCGCGCAUAGACCCUUUUAAGUCCAGAGGAUCACACGAAAUGUUAAAAACCACCGGAUGAUGGCAGUAGCACCCUUAACGCGGCUGUUUCGCGAAAUUAUGGCGUAUUUUUUCGUGUUAGCUAGUAGCAGCCGCGGGUGCACCCGUUUAACCCCUACCGAGCACCCAAAACGCAUUUUUUUUUUAGCCGCGCAUAGACUCCCGUUUUAGGCCAUUGGGUCUACGCUCAAUUCACUCGCGGAGCCCCCGUUUAGACCCAGGGGUUCACCCGAAACGUUAAAAAAAAACACGGGGAGAUUGCCAGUAGUACCCGUAGAACACCCGAAACGCAAUUUUUAGCCGCAUGUAGGCUCCGUUCAAGUCCAGCGGAUCUAUGCAAAGGCCCAACUCACGCGCCGAACCCCCGUUUAAGUUCAGGGAAUCACCCGAAACAUUAAAAAAAAAACGCCGAGUGAUCGGCAGUAGAACUCAUUUCGCAAAAAUUAUGACGUAUUCGCUCAACGGAUGCGAAAGGCCAAUAUAUUAGAGGCUUUUUCACAAGUUCUUGUUGGAAUGAUUCUUAUGUACUUGGCUAAAAGGUAUUCAUAAAUAGACCUCUACAAAAUCAGUCGAGAAAUAUCGUCUUUUUCAAAGUUAUGACACCAGAAAGCCCUCUUUUUGCAGCGAUUGAAUUAAACAAUUUGAGACGUCAUAUUGCUUCAAAAACCGAAAGGCGCUGUGUUUUGACUGGAUUUUGAAUCAGGGUGUCCUUGGAAGGUCACUUCUAUGAAGUUUCGAACGAAAUACUUGAUAGUGCCGCUAUUUGUUCCUUUACUUGACUCACUACGUUCAAUCCAUUCAAAAUGCGACCGAAAAUUUUAAUUUUUGGUGAAUAAUGGUUUUUGUUAUUCCUUAAUUUCAAAGAAUUUCUCCAGUGGCACUAAUUUAAUCCAAUUUUUUCAGUGUUUGCUCAUGCGUGAAAGGAUCCUCGGCCAACGAAAUAGGGACGUUCGUCUGAAACUUGUCCGCCAAGUUGGAAGGGAUAGGUUCCGCGAGCAAUCUUUCUGGGAGUUCGUUUAAAAAAAACUCACGUAAAUGUAUUGGCUGUUCGAAAAGCCUUGCUUGUGCUUUUGAGGGCGCAGCAGAAGUGUGGCAAGAACAUUGGAAAUAGAUCUUCUCCUCGAGACCUUUAUAAAAUGAACUGUGCCGAAAUGCCACGAGAAUGUGUUUUUGAGCACUCUGUAGCUGUUUAUAAUCAAUAUAGGCCAUUCCGCGUCAGCUUUUCACAAUUUUUGUUUCCCUCCUAGCUAGAGAAUCAUGCCGUUUGAAGCGCCUGGCCUAAAAUUUCCCUUAUAUUAAAGGCGCAAGCAGAAAUAAAUAUCGCGCGCAUCGAAGGGAAGGUUUCUGUAGCUCAGAGGAAAGAGGAAAUCGUGAAAAUCUGGCGCGGAUCGGUCUAUAAAAAUGUUGAACUGUAGCUGAUUAACGGCUGGCUUGGGACAUCAAAAAAGGGUCCUGACACGAUAAUAAAAGAGAUAGUGCCUAGUAAGUGGAGAGCGCAGACAGGCCACGCCCCUUUCGCGUCCCAAGUCGUGAAUCGACUAUAUGAAAUCAGCGCUCGGACAUCCAUUUUUUGAUUUGCAGGCAUAACUUCAUGUUUUACUACGUGGUUUCAGUGUGCUUUGAGUAAGUUAAAGAAAUCACUUUUCUCUUCCUAAGAUAUCCUUUAUUUUGAGGUUCGAACCCGAACUGAUCCUCACGAUAAUAAGUAAAUUUGUGGCCCAGCUUCGGACCUUGGUCCCUCAAUUGAGAAGAGGUACAACUCCGCACGGCGAGACUGUACAGUUCACGAUCAUGACCGCCUGUACUUUCUUCAAUGUGAUUAUUGGGAUUAUGGAGGAAGUUUGUACACUGGAAUGACAGGCACAGGAAUGUAUGUUUCCAGGGUCCGCAUGCUGAGUUGCAAGUUCGUGAAAUGCGAGAUUGGGCCAGACACAUGGCCGAAUUCGCUAUCGAAACCAUAUGCCAUGUCAGUUGAAGCCCCCCCCCCCUUCCAAUAGAUAGUUCAAUUUGAUCAAACAUUGUUUUGCGUAAGGGAAAUUGGGCUCAAAAUUCUGCUUCGAAAUCGGUUUUUCGCGCAAUCUCUCCGUGGUCGUUUCUUAUAUUUUCAUUUUGCCGCCGGUUUUUUUGCUCAAUUUGUUUGGCUUUUGUGGUAUUCAUAUCAUUUGAACACUUCUCCGGGUUUCUCUUUUGAAAUUUUCUUAAAUUGAAUUUAGUGAUUUUUGCUUUUUUCUUUUUGAGUCAAUUAAAACAAAUCAAGAACAAUAGCGGAAAAAUUUUUCUAAAAGAGUUUUUUGCUGUUUUGAGUGUGUUAUAAUUCAUUUUCUCAAUACUUUUUCUGCUUUUACGAAGCUUUGAAUAAUUUCCGGGUUUUUUUAACGGUUUUGGAUGCAUGUUGAACAGUUAUAGCCGAUUCACGGCUAGUUUGGUAGGAAAAAAAGCGUGGCUCGUCUCUUUUAUUUUCGUGUCAGGACCCAUUUUUCGAUGGUUCAAGCCAGCCGCGAACCAUCGAAAAAUGGGUCCUGACACGAAAAAAGCAGUCAAUUUGAAGUAAGGUUCAACUUUCAACUGCCCAACAUGCUGUUUGAUCAAAUUGAACGAAUGGAGAAAAAAAAUUCUUCGCCAGGGCCUAACAACCUAUCACAGUGAUUUCUUUCAACUAAAAAAAAAAAUGAUUCAGAUUCAUACCCUUGGAUUCGAUUUUACGAAUGAGUACGAAUUGCGCCUUGUACGACUUGAUGUGAGUGUUUUCGUCAACAUCGAAACUUUUCAAUUGUUCUCUUUCAGUUGGCUCGAUUCAUCGAAAUAACCCUCGAGCUGAAAGUUUCCGUGUUUCAUUCGUUACUGUUCAUCUUGUAAGUGAGCAAUUUGAAAAAUAGAGCGAAAUCGGUUUCCAGAAAGCCCGAAUUGGUUCGAGUCUUUGUGGAUCAUGGCGCAAAUGUGCAUGCGAAAAAUGUGAAGGGACGGCCGAUUCUCUCGGCCCUCCUUCGCCCUUUUGCGCCCUCCUCUACCGUCAAACUCCACUAUUACCUUUCCAAAGAGUUGGCGUUCUCAACGUUUUUGUUGUCAUUUCAAUAAUUUCAGGCGCUGGAAUUAUGUUCGAGCCCUUCUCGAGUGCGGAGCGCGACUCUACAUCCACAGAAAAACGCACAGCGUUUGGGAAACUUUGGUCCUUGGAACGCCGGGAUACGAACCCCUCAUCGAUUUCAGUGCGGUUUUGAAGAAAUUCGGGGGAAAAAAAAACAUUUUCCUGUUAUAGUCAAUUUUUCCCGACUUGAAAGGCGAGGGAGGCGGGGCAAGGGGCGGGACGCGUAACGUGUGCGCUCGCGGUUCUUGGCAAGUGUUCAAUUCAACCGCCAUCGACUCUUUGAAAAGCCCGUUUUUCGCUCUUUCUAUUCCUUUUUCAAUUAUUUAUUGAUUAUGUUCAUGUGUGCAUCAAAAACUAGUAGAAAACAUAGAGAAAAAAACGGUUGCCGAGCUUUUUAAAUAGUCGGCGGCAAUUGAAUUGAACUCGCGCCAAGAACCGCGAACGCGCACGCUACGCGUCCCGCCCCUUGCCCCGCCUCCCUCGCCUUUCAAGUCGGGAAACAUUGACUAUAUCAAUCGGUUCUGGGUACAAUGCUCUCCCUCAUCCAAGAUUUUCAUUUUCUCUCACUACUUUUAUUUUUUUUUCAACAGUUUUCUCAAUCUUUACAGAAUCGCUUGCUAAAAAAUAUCACGAAUUUUUUUGUAAUUAUCUACUCAAAAAACUAUUUUUGAAGUUUACACAGAAGCUCACAAAGUUUAAAAUGAAACUGACGCAAAGAAAAUUUUUCAGUGUUUUUUUGAGUCAAGAAAUAUUUUUAUAGUGCGUUCACGGUGAGUCGGCCACGUUUAAAAAAAAAAUAAAAGAAAAAGCUAUCGUGAAUACAAACUUUUACUCUACAAAACUGCUAAAAGACAGCAAAAAACAAAGGUCUCGAAGCGAAACUUUUCGUUUUUUUUUUCAUCCGAGCUACAGAACCCUUCCCUUCGAUGCGCGCAAUAUUUAUCUCUGCGUGCGCCUUUAAUGUAACUAAAGUUUUAGGCCAAAUUCAAAACCCAUGCAGAAAAAAAUCACGCGCUCUUUGAAUGGAGUUCUAGCUCGGAAAGAAAAGGAAAAUCUUGGCAAGCUGGCGUGGAAUGGGUUAUAUAGCUUUUAAACACUCCAAUCAAUCAAACAGUCUAUAUUUUGAGCUAUUCACGAGUACCGUACAAAAAAACAUUUUUCAGGCGGAGUUCCGUUCAAACUGCAAGACUUUGCCGCAGUAGCUGUCGAAGACAACUGGCCGAUGGAUUUAUUGGAAGACUAUAUGCCGCCGUAUAAAAUGCCGCCUGAAGUUGUGAACAACUGCAGAAGGUUCCUCGGCCUCUGGAAAAAGAUGUCACCAGAAUAA
This is a messenger RNA of Caenorhabditis auriculariae, 7177 nucleotides long. The record is from the annotation of a GenBank genome assembly. Lineage: Eukaryota; Metazoa; Nematoda; Chromadorea; Rhabditida; Rhabditidae.